AUGAUGGUUCACGCAGUCCACGUCUUGUCGUUGGCCGGUACGGCUCUCGCAGCCUUCACUGGUAACGUAAAUUACGGCUCUCCUUCAUUGCACCACCCGGCUCUUGGUGUAUCGAUCAGUAAGGUAGCAAAACGAGCUUACGCCAGCUCACCAUGGGACCCAUCGCAGCUCAACUUCACGCAUGGAGUUGCAAGCGGCGACCCCUAUGAGGACAGCGUUAUCUUGUGGACAAGAGUUGCCCCAACGAGUGACAACGAUAAGAGUAACGUCACGGUCUCGGGGACUGUUGGCCUCUACAACCACGAUACGGAUUCAUAUGUGUCUAAGAGUAGUUCGCCUGUUUGUGUCGAUUGGAAGAUCAGCACCACCGAUUCCUUCACUACUUUAGCCAAUUCAGGCACGGCAUAUACCAGCUCUGAUAUUGACUAUACCGUCAAGGUCGAAGCGUCAAAGCUGCAAGCUUUUACCACGUAUUACUACCAGUUCAGCGUCUGCAACUCGGAGAAUGUCUCGCCAGUCGGUCGAACCAAGACCAUUCCCUCGAAGAAUGCCAAGGUCGAUACAGCCAUCAAGGUAGCUGUGUAUUCAUGCAGCAACUACCCUUUUGGCUUUUUUAACGCUUAUGGCAAUCCUGUCAGAAAGGACUCAGUCGACUACGUCAUCCAUCUAGGAGAUUAUAUUUACGAAUAUGCCAACGGCGACUAUGGUUGGGGCGAUAGCUAUGGCAGGAUUCCCCAGCCUGACAGGGAGAUCUACACUUUGUACGAUUAUAGGAGACGUCUUGCAACAUAUAGAACAGACUUGGAUCUCGUUGCAAGCCACCAGAACUUCCCCUGGAUUCCCGUCUGGGAUGAUCACGAGGUUGCCGAUAAUACCUACCGCGAUGGCUCAUCGGAAUUGAACAAUACCGAAAACUCGUUUAUCCACGAUGGUGGUGUAGCAGUCGAUCAGCGGAAGAUGAACGCGGUUCGAGCCUAUUUUGAGUGGAUGCCAAUUCGCCAGGUGGAAAUGGACGAUAACUUGCGCAUCUGGAGAGACUUCAGCUUUGGUGAUCUCUUUGAUCUCGUCAUGCUGGACACCCGCCAAUACGACAGGUCGAUCACAGAUCUGUACUGGAAUACCCAUUACAUUCACGAAAUUUCUCAGGAUGCUGGCCGCAGCCUUAUGGGCCCUCGUCAGGAGGCGUGGUUUUACAAUAAGCUCAAGGAUAGCUCAUCUCGUGGUGCGACGUGGCGUAUCAUUGGAAACCAGAUCGUCUUCAGUCGUAUGAAUGAAAGUUUGGGUCUUGGUAACGAGGACCCUUUGAACGGUGACUCGUGGGAUGGUUACCAGGCAAACCGCAACCGAACGUUCCAAACAUUAUACGAGAACAACAUCAGCAACACAGUCUUCCUUGCCGGCGACUCCCACGCAUCUUGGGUCUCGGACCUUGUUUGGCUGGGUGAGCAUGACUACGACGAGCAAACUGGCUCUGGUUCUGUUGGUGUCGAGUUCGCAGGUUCUGCCGUCUCUUCUCCGUGCCCAUCCGGCCAAAACGUCUCUCUCGCUGCGGCGAACUCUGCGUCUGCCUGGCUUACCGGGGCAAACCGGGAGCUCCAAUGGCAGGAUCUGUACUACAGAGGCUACUACGAACUGUCCAUCGGAUACGACUCUCUCAAUGCUUCUUAUUUCGGCAUCCCAACUACAGCAGCAAAGCAAGGUUAUGAAAUCUCCUUGGCCAACUUCACGGUCCUGCCCGGCGAAAACCACCUACAUCGCCAGAAUGGGUCCUCUGCAGCCAUCGUCGCUGAGAGUGGAAGUUUGAAGAACGGACCUUUAGUCCAGACAAAUCUGACGCACGAUACUGCCACGGACGAGUGGUUUGUGUAUGAUGGGUACACUUCCACGUCAGCUUAG
Messenger RNA from Truncatella angustata, 1896 nucleotides. RefSeq names its product PhoD-like phosphatase. The transcript has 5 exons. NCBI's taxonomy places the organism in Eukaryota, Fungi, Ascomycota, Sordariomycetes, Amphisphaeriales, Sporocadaceae. The record is from RefSeq and is a predicted model, not a curated record. The coding region runs from base 1 to 1896 and encodes 631 amino acids.